Molecule: messenger RNA, 2474 nt
Organism: Austrofundulus limnaeus
Lineage: Eukaryota; Metazoa; Chordata; Actinopteri; Cyprinodontiformes; Rivulidae
Product: glutaminase kidney isoform, mitochondrial
Biological process (GO): L-glutamine catabolic process
Molecular function (GO): protein binding; glutaminase activity
Source: RefSeq, a predicted model, not a curated record
UAUAAAAGAACGAGCUCUGCUUAUCACAAUGCACUGCCUGAAACGUUUGAAGACAGCUAACUCGGGGACUCUGCAGCUGAUUAAAAAUGCAGUUUUCUCCUCCCGAGUUGGAGCUGACAUGAUGUCCAGGAGUCAGCAACCUGUUUCUUCAUCCAUCUGGGCAGCAUCAGCACACACCCACAGAGACUUUCAUCAUCUAAACACCUCCGUUGAGGACCAAGGACAUUCCAAAAGCCGUUUGAUGUCCAGCAUGGAGGACCUAUUGUUUUACACCAUCACAGACGGCAAAGAGACGAUCCCCCUGUCUCAGUUCACCUCUGCUCUGAGGAGAACAGGUCUGUUAACAUCCGACCCUCGGCUGCAUGACUGCAUCCGUCAGAUGCGACAGUCCACACAGGACUCCAUUGGACCGGUCAUGAUGGACAAGAAGCUCUUCAGAAGAGACACUCAGUGGGCGACACCAAGGUCCCCUUCUGCCUGCAGUCGUGCGUGAAGCCUCUGGAGUACGCCAUCGCGGUGCACGAGCUCGGCAGCGAGCUCGUGCACCGCUUCGUGGGCAAAGAGCCCAGCGGGUUCAAGUUCAACAAACUGUCGCUGAACGAAGAAGAUAAACCACACAACCCAAUGGUGAACGCCGGAGCUAUCGUCAUCAGUUCUUUGAUCAAGCCUCAUUCCAAUAAGGCAGAAAGAUUUGACUUUAUAAUGGAGUUCUUGAAAAGUACAGCAGGUUCAGAGUACGUGGGGUUCAGCAAUGCAACUUUCCAGUCAGAGAGGGAGACUGGUGAUAGGAAUUAUGCUAUUGGUUAUUACCUGAAAGAGAAAAAGUGCUUUCCUGACAACGCAGAUAUGACAGCAGCCCUUGACUUUUACUUUCAGCUGUGCUCCAUCGAGGUGAACUGUGAGUCAGGAAGUGUCAUGGCCGCCACGCUGGCCAACGGAGGCAUCUGCCCAAUCACAGGUGACCGUGUGUUGAGCGCUGAAGCCGUUCGUAAUACGUUGAGUCUCAUGCACUCCUGUGGGAUGUACGACUUCUCAGGGCAGUUUGCCUUCCACGUGGGCUUGCCAGCAAAAUCUGGAGUCUCAGGCGCUGUGCUGCUGGUGGUUCCAAACGUCAUGGGCUUGAUGUGUUGGUCUCCUUCGUUAGAUCGGCUAGGAAACAGUGUUCGAGGCAUUCACUUCUGUCAGGAGCUUGUUUCUUACUUCAACUUCCACAACUAUGACAACUUGAGGCAUUUCACCAAAAAACACGACCCCAGGAGACGGUCGGACGAUGAUCCAAACAAGUCAGUUGUGAACCUGAUGUUUGCAGCGUACAGCGGAGACGUCUCUGCCCUGAGGAGGUUUGCCCUUUCAGCCGUGGACAUGGACCAGAGGGACUACGACUCUCGCACGGCACUCCACAUCGCUGCUGCAGAAGGUCAUGAGGAAGUUGUAAGGUUUCUAAUUGAAAUCUGUAAAGUGAAUCCUCACGUUAAAGACAGAUGGGGCAACACACCUCUGGAUGACGCCAUGCAGUUCAGCCAUAACGCUGUGGUUUCAGUCCUGCAGAAAUACCAGAGCGUGUUCAACGAUAGCCAAUCAGCCGGCGGCACAGAUGAGCAGAAGACCGCACUGGACUUGAUGAAGGAAACUCUUUAAACCUCGUGUCAUCAGGAGGGUUUGUUCUGCAAACCUUUCUCUGAAAGGACACUAAACAACUGAGAAAACCUUUGAAUUAUUUUUUUAUGAAAGUUGUCACUUUUUUCCUGUGCUUAAGAGCAUAAAUUUAGGUGUCUGAAGUCACUAACUAUUCUAAAAUUUGCCUCCAAAACAAUCCGAUCUUUUAGCUCCACAUACUUUAUGGUUUACGUCUUCACUGAGAAACCUAAUGACUGAAAACUUUGAUUCUUUUUUACUUGUCAUUAAAUACAAAGUUAUAGAAAAGCUAUUAGCAAGAUAAACGGUUUCGUUUAAAAUGACCCUGGUUAAAAAUUGAGCUGAGAACUUGCCAUGACUGUGAUGGAUGGCUGCAGUUUACUGAUCCGCAGGUAUUUAUGAUGAACACCUGAGUCAGUUUCACAGACUGGACUUUCAAGGCUGAACUGCUCACAGCUAAAACACGGACCCUCAAACUGUAGAGAAUUUAAAGGUUUUUGAGGAUAAAUGGUGCUAAUUUAUCGAAGGCACAGAUUUGAUCUGUCUGACAGAAAAGCUGCAGAUUUUCUUUCAGGGAUUGUUUUGUAUAAUUUGUGUAUUUUGGGGCUACAGGAUGAUGUCAUUUCGCAGGAGGGGAGGUCUGCGGUUCAAGCAUUCAGGAGAGGCAGGAGGUGGGGGAAAGUGUCUUACUUGGUCUCAGUUAGGGGAAAAAGGGUUAAAAUAUUUUAUAUAUGUGAUUUAUGUCUGUAAAGUUUAUUUAGACCAAAGCCUGUUUUUAGAUAUCAAAUUGUAAAAUGUAUGUCGUUUUCAAAUGUAAUAAAAUGUAUAAUUAUUUUAAA